Wasmannia auropunctata (little fire ant) is the source of this 1513-nucleotide messenger RNA. Its product is annotated as dynein light chain 2, cytoplasmic. Bases 376 to 645 code for a protein of 89 amino acids. NCBI's taxonomy places the organism in Eukaryota, Metazoa, Arthropoda, Insecta, Hymenoptera, Formicidae. The record is from RefSeq and is a predicted model, not a curated record. Gene Ontology annotation, cellular component: cytoplasmic dynein complex. The transcript has 3 exons. Gene Ontology annotation, biological process: cilium assembly; microtubule-based process. Gene Ontology annotation, molecular function: dynein intermediate chain binding; dynein light intermediate chain binding.
AUCGCGCGGCGCGGCGACUGGCCGUACUCUCAGUCCGGAGCCCGAGUCGCGGAGUUGUCGUUCCUCUCUUUAGGCCCCCGUGAGCCAGCGAGCCCAAAAUUUCUCCGAGUGUUUUCCGAGGCAGCCAGCAUCAGGAGUCGGCAGAUCGCCAAUCCACCCGUCGCAGGAUCGACCGUUUGACAACCCGAAUCUCGUGUCGCACACGUUUCGCCGUCGUGUCAGGAGAUAUAAGCGCGCGCGCUUAAAAUAAACGGCGUUCGCCGGACUCGCGUACGGCCACACUUGCUCACACCGGAUCGGGAGAGGAGGGCGAGCCUGUUAUAUCGUGUGUGAUCAUCCGCUGGAGACGGCGUCAACGAGAAAAGAACAAACAAAAUGUCGGACCGAAAAGCAGUAAUCAAGAAUGCUGAUAUGUCAGAGGAGAUGCAGCAAGAUGCUGUUGAUUGUGCCACUCAAGCUCUCGAAAAAUAUAACAUUGAAAAGGAUAUUGCAGCAUUUAUCAAGAAAGAGUUCGAUAAAAAGUACAAUCCAACGUGGCAUUGCAUUGUAGGACGUAAUUUUGGUAGCUACGUGACGCACGAAACAAGACAUUUUAUCUAUUUCUACCUGGGUCAGGUAGCCAUCCUCCUCUUUAAGAGCGGGUAAACUUGUUUUGCUAUUUCUCCUAAACGUCCUUUUUCCUUCUUCUCUUUCUCCCUUGCUCACUAUGCAAAAUACAUACAUUUAAAAUCACCGUCAUGUGUAAAAGAAACUUCAUUACUCAUUAUGUACACAUUGAGAAAUUUGUUUAAAAAAAAAACACCUGCUCCGGAUAAGCAAAUGAAGAGAAAUAUCAAUGUUUGAUAUAUUGUUUGUCGUUACGUAUGUGGAAGGAUAAUCCGAAAAAUAAUUCUAAGAAGACACAGUCGAAGGGUAGGGAGAUAAACUUGGGGAAAAAAAAGAAGAAAAGAAUGACAUACAACCUUACAUGUUAAAAUGUAUUUUGUAUGCCAAGAAGUUUGUUGUGUUCUUGUUUUAUAUUAUUAGGUAAAUAUGCAGAAUACGGUUAAGUUCAAUACUGGCGAUUUUAACUUAGUAAAAUUUUAGCAUAAUUGUUUAACGUAUAGUGUUCGAUUGACACUAAAUGCAUUGCAUAUUUCGCGUUGAAUGGGUUUGCAUCAGAGUUGUACCCUCCUGAGACUAUAUAACUGGAAGUACAUGGUAUCCGUUAAGUAAUCGCCAAUAAUGAAUGUAAGCCCGAGAUUGAUUGCCCCUGCAAUUGUUAUUUUAUAUUAAUUGGUAACCGUUGUCGUCUCCUACGUACUGCAUACUGAUUAACUUGAUUUUGUAUUUGCUAUACAACUGCGACUGACAUUUUUUUUUUGUUAGAAUUAAGAAUUCUCAAAAUGAUUGAACGGAAAAGGAAAAAAAAGGAGCUCAAUCUCUCUAUCGACGUGCGAUAAUCAUCGUACACGUACUCUAUUAAUAACUUUAUUUCGAUCAGAUAUAAAACUAACAUGCUAUUGAAUAACAA